AUGGACAUUAGAUAUGAUAUAAAGACUGCGCUGAAUAUUCUUCAGAUAGCUCCUAGAUUUAGGACUGAAGCUGAUAUCGACAAACUUGUCGGAGUCACAAAAGAUUGUGAAUUCUUCAGGAAAAUAACUGAAGAACAGAAAUCAAAUGAUGUCCAUAGAGCAUCAUGCCAAGUCAUGGUGUUAAGAGAAUUCCAAGGAUUCGACUAUAUUGUGGACUUUGGAAGCAAAGGUGAAGAGUUCUUCAUCUUGCUCAAAGGGUCAGUUUCGGUGCAGGUUCCUACUAAAAAAAGACUUAAAGUCAAAAGGGAAUUGUUAGACAAGUUCCAAAAUUAUUUCGGGUGCAACGUAGGAUAUAAAUCAGCGUCGUAUAAAGAUGAAGGCAUAGAAUAUUCAAAAACAAAUGACAAAAAAGUGCAAAAUGCUAUUGAUAAUUUUAUGUUUAAUAAAAUAAGACCAAGGGUUCAUGAAGAAAAACCUGAAAUCAACGACUUAGUUCAAAAUGAAGAAAAGCACUUGACAAAACUUUUUCAGGAAAAAUUUUUGCAAGAAAAGUUUGUAAUAGAUAUAUUUCUCGAGCAGCUAUAGCUAGAUCUUGCACCCUGACGGCUUUUUUUAACUGAAACAAGAAAAAAAAAAUGAAAAAUCUAUUAUCAUGGAUUUGGCAGGGGCAGAGAGGUGAGCCAAGGUCGAUCUAUAGCCGUGCUUGCGCUAUAGUAUUACAAAACUGAAAGAAACAAGUGAUAAAGUUGAAAUCGAAGUGGAGCAGCUGCAAGAAGUCAGCGUUUUGUAUGAAGGAGACUCUUUUGGGGAGCUUGCACUAAUAAGUGACAGACCAAGAGCUGCUUCUGUUCAGGCACUUGAAAGGUCCUUUUUAGCAGUGCUAAACAAGAGUGAUUUUAAAAAAAUCCUAGGGGUGGUCACUGAAAAAAGAAUGAACCAAAAAAUAAAAUUUUUCCAGUCAAUACCAAUGUUUUCUUCCUGAACGAAAAUUGCAUUAGUUAAAUUCAGCUAUUAUUUUGAGUUUACAGUAGUAAAAAACAAACAAUAUUUAUAUAAAGAAGGCGAUCCAGUUGAGUUUGUCUAUUUCAUAAAGAGUGGAGAGGUAAGGCUGACCAAAAAAAAUACUGAAAAUUUACCAGACCAAGCAAGAUUCCAUAAAACCAUUUUGUCAAAAAAAAAAUCACUACAGGUUGUCAUAAAAGGGGAAAACGAAAUAGUUGGGGCUGAUGAAAUUAUUGAUGGAACUGAAAAAAGACUAUUUUCCUGCAAAUGCAAUAGUGGUACUGUAGAAGUUUACAUUAUUACAAAAGAUGAUUUCAAAGCAAGAAUUCCUUAUCCAGACACAUGAGCUUUUUUAAAGAAUAAGAGAUCACAGGAUUUGAUAAGAACUCAAAAUCGGAUUGAAGAAUUAAAAGAAGUAGAAGAAGCCAUCCUUAACCCAGAAUUGCCAACUCUUGGAAUCCAUAAAAGAUCAGAAUCACAGAGACUAGCCAAAAGAGAUGUGUCUCCAUAUAGAAACACAUAUAGCUGCCUGAAAAAUAAUCUGAUGCUUGGGGCUCAUAAAUCGUCUUAUAGCUUUUACCAAAAAGAACAAUUUGUGCCAAGAGUAACCACUAGCAUCCCUCGUCCUCAUCCAAGCACAGCACCUUCUCCAACCACUUCUCCUCCCCCAAAGCGAAUGGUAAAAACAGCUGACAAGAAAAAGCGAGAAAAGCAUAAGCUACGAACAGGGCCUCCUCCAAAUUUUUUACGACUAAAAAGAAGGCAAAUUUUUUCAGGCGAAAAACUACUUAUCACAGAUGAAUACGCAUGCAUGCCUGAAUUUUAA
Molecule: messenger RNA, 1828 nt
Organism: Blepharisma stoltei
Lineage: Eukaryota; Ciliophora; Heterotrichea; Heterotrichida; Blepharismidae
Source: the annotation of a GenBank genome assembly